Neurospora tetrasperma FGSC 2508 is the source of this 738-nucleotide messenger RNA. RefSeq lists its product as uncharacterized. The annotation marks the transcript as partial. The record is from RefSeq and is a predicted model, not a curated record. NCBI's taxonomy places the organism in Eukaryota, Fungi, Ascomycota, Sordariomycetes, Sordariales, Sordariaceae. The transcript has 2 exons. Gene Ontology annotation, cellular component: Mis6-Sim4 complex.
CCAACCAUCCUCUCCCUAAAAUCCGACUUCCUCAACACCCAAACGCGCACCCUCUCCCAACCCUUGGCUCCAACGCGCACCUUCACUUCUCAAAACAACGGCAUCUCCUCCCCCCACUCUCAACUCCAACAACACCAAAGCAUCCCUCAAAAACCGCUCUCCGAAGCCAUCCAGAAACUCAACCACCGCCUCACCCAACACAACCGACGCGCCUACCCUCCUCAAGCAACACGACACGUAGCUGAACAAAUCGACAAACUUUAUUUUACUUCAACUUCCACUUCCGCAUCCUUGGGGAAAGCAAACGAAGGGGAUGGAGAAGACGAAGAUGAUGAGGACGAAGAUGGACAGGCUUGGUUGCGAGUAAACGCCGACUUGACUGUUCCUCGCUUAAUCACCUCCAUACCCGACUCCUGGUCCUCUGUCUCGGAAAAGGAAGUAGACGAUCACCCCAUGGAAGCCAAGCGGUUUGCCGAGUUGGUGGCGCAGUUGAAGGAGUUGGACCAGCAGAAACGGAAGGUGUUGGAACGGGUGGCCAAAUUACGAAAAAUUAAGGGGUUGGUUGAGGGGGAGGGAGCAGAAGGGGAAGGGGGAGGAGGAGGAGGAGGAGGAGGAGGAGGAAUGAAAGCGGUACAAGAGAAUCUGGUGACUAAGAAUGGGGAGAUGGAGGCUGAGUUGCAGAGGAUGAGGGUUCUGCUGGCUAGAGUGGGGGGAAGGGUUGAAAAGUUGGAUAAGGAG